This is a messenger RNA of Oncorhynchus nerka (sockeye salmon), 625 nucleotides long. Its product is annotated as glutamate receptor ionotropic, NMDA 2D-like. The transcript has a single exon. Lineage: Eukaryota; Metazoa; Chordata; Actinopteri; Salmoniformes; Salmonidae. The coding region runs from base 62 to 625 and encodes 187 amino acids. The record is from RefSeq and is a predicted model, not a curated record.
CGCCUGUGAACCGCCGCCACCCCUCCGCCCACCAAACUGCGCCCCCCCUCCUCCUUCCCCCAUGGCGGCCAAGCCUGUCCUCUCCCUCCUGUUGGCCGUCCUGGCCUGCACGGGGCCCGCUCGCUCCUCCCCUCCCCUCCUGCUCCGCCCCCGGGAGAGAGAGAGGGACUUGGGCGUAGUCAACAUCGCUGUGGUCCACUCGGGCUCCUCCCUGCUCCCGGAGACGGCCGCUGCUGGGGGAACGGGCGCAGCGGGCGGGCCGGGGGGGCCUCAGGGAAGGGGGGCCUCGUCGUCAUUGGCUACGGUGUCGGCAUCUGCCACACUGGCGUCUGCAUCGGCGGCUCUGGUGGGCGACAGCGUGAUGACGCAGUAUGGCCCGGCCAACGUGAUCUACCUGACGGUGAACGAGAGCAGCCCGGCGAGCCUUCUUCUGCAGCUGUGUGAGCUGCUGGCCACCACGCCACUCCAGGGCCUGGUGUUCGAGGAGGAGAGGCCCCCGCCACACAACCAGGCUCCCCUUGCCCCCAUGAUGGAGUUUGUCUCGGCCCAGACCGGAGUGCCCGUUGUGGCCGUGGGAGGAGGGGCCGGCCUGGGCAGGGAGCCACAGGUAACUACCUGGCUGUGA